This is a messenger RNA of Argentina anserina (silverweed cinquefoil), 1266 nucleotides long. RefSeq lists its product as uncharacterized. Bases 209 to 1147 code for a protein of 312 amino acids. NCBI's taxonomy places the organism in Eukaryota, Viridiplantae, Streptophyta, Magnoliopsida, Rosales, Rosaceae. The record is from RefSeq and is a predicted model, not a curated record. The transcript is spliced from 3 exons.
GCAACGCUGGAAAAUCUCAUUACCAAAGCCACCACCAUUCUCUCUCUCUCUCUCUCUUCGAGUCUCUCACUCUUCACCCCCAAGUCCUCCUCCCCCCAAAACGUCACCGUUUCGCCGCCUCUCAGAUCCUCGCAAUCCCAAUCGCCUCCAAACCCUAUCUCUUCCAUCACUCUCUCCUUCGUUUCCCGAUUGCGGAGCCGAGUCGGAAAUGGCGGGAGGCGGCGGCAGCAGGAAGGACGAGUCGGUGGUGCUCAACAGCACGAACGUGUUCGCCGCGCUGGGGAGCUUGAAGAAGAAGAAAAAGUCGGAUAAGUCAAAGAGUGGGAAGAGCGGUCAGGCCGAGCCGGAGAAGGAGGUCUAUUGGGCCCCGGCGCCGCUCACGGUCAAGUCUUGGGCCGAUGUCGAUGACGAGGAUGAUGACGACUACUUUGCUACCACCGCGCCGCCGGAAUUGGGCUGGGCCGGCGCUGAGGACAAGGAGGACAAGGAGCCUGAGCGUGUGGAGGUCGGCGAUAUGUUAAGUGACAGUGAAGAGGAAGGUCAUGAUGAUAAUGAUGAUGAUGCGGAUGAAGAUCAUGAAAACGAGCUUGAAGCACCAGUUGAAACUGAGACUGGUAAGAAGCUAGCUGAAGCUUCUCCAGCUCCUAAGGAUACAGAAAGGCAGCUUUCUAAGAAGGAACUGAAGAAAAAAGGGCUUGAAGAACUGGAAGCAGUUCUUGCUGAGCUAGGACUUGGCAAAAGCGAGACCAGUGGCCAGGAUGAAACUGAUGCUGCCCAAGAGAAGAAAGUAGUGAACCUAAAUGGUGACGUAGACAAGAAAGAAAUCCCUGGGGAGAGCAAAAGUGCCAAAAAGAAGAAAAAGAAGGAUAAAACAUCGAAGGAGUCCCGAGAAUCCCAGGAUCAGCCUGAUGUCAUUGGAAAUGCUGCGGCAGAAGAAACCGCUGAAACCGAGAAGGUAGAAGAUACAUCAAGUGGUGAUGUUAAAGAGCGACUAAAGAAAGUGGCAUCUAUGAAGAAGAAGAAAUCAAGCAAGGAAAUGGAUGCUGCAGCCCGAGCUGCUGCGAAUGAAGCUGCUGCCAGAAAUGCUAGGCUAGCUUCAUCAAAGAAAAAAGAGAAGAAUCACUACAAUCAGCAGCCGGUGCGAUAAGCUAGAUAUAGACUGUUAGGUUUUGUUUCCUUUUUCCCCUUAUAUGAACUCAACUCUGUACUCUUAUUUAGUUUGAUGCAAAAAUAAAUAUUGGGAACGAACUGGACUGGUUUUGCAAA